AUGACGGCUUUCAAGUGGCCGUGGCAGUACGACUUCCCGCCCUUCUUCACGUGAGUAGUCGUCUCGGAUUCUCUGAUUCGCUGAUUUGGAUUCUGAUCCGAACAGUUUGAUCAAAGAGAAAAAAUUUUCGAAUUUGGAACUCGAGCAUUUCAUUAAAGCUUGAAAAUUUGACGCGUUUUGCAAAAACCUGCAGCUGUUUUCAGGAAAAUAGUAGGAGCACUCGAAAAAUGUUUAAAAAAAUUGCUCAAGUUUUCAAUUUCAAGCCUUCUCGCUAUUUUGUGCUCUCUUUUUCUCACCAACAUCUCCAGUUGGGAACGGACUUUUUGAAAUGAUAGAAUAAUUUGCAAAUUUUUUGUCCUUUUCAAGGCUCAUUGGUCCGAAUUUGCGAAAAUUGAGCUCGAGAAGAUGAGGGAAAAUGACUAUGUUUUCGAAAAAAAAUUAAAUGAGACCAUGAUGUUGCAGAAUCCAAAAGUCGCUGAACACAAAAGACAAGCAGUUGGAGGCGUGGGCGCGGCUCGUUAUCGAUUACGCCCAACACAACAAGAUCUACUCGCUGGACAUUGCCGAGGCGACCACCAGCGAACUCUUCAACAAUCAGAAACUCAAUCGUGAGUGUUAAUAAUGCGAAAAAAAAAUUGUUUUUAAAAAACAUAAAAUUGCAGGCCGCCUCUCGACCGACGGCGUCAACACGGUUCUUCAAUAUUUGGAGCAAAAGAGUACGGUUCUUCUCUUUCUUUUUUUUUCUUCAAAUUUGCACCUCAAAUAUUUGUGUUUUUUAUGCGUGUGUGCGUGAAAGAACAAAUAUUUGGGAGGGCGACCGAAGGCGCCUCGAUUUUUUAUGCGAAAAAAAAGCGGAACACAAUAGACCACUUCCUCACUUUUUUUCGGCUCCGCAAUAGUUUGACGGGCGAAAAAAUGCGGAAUUUUUUGGGGGGAACGAAAAUAUACGAAGAUUGGAAUGCGCAAUUUUAGACUCGAAUUUCACAUUUUGAGUUCAAAAUUUGAAAGAAAAGAAACUAUUCAAUUUUUGCGGAAAGUGACGUUUUGCGAAUGGAUUUUCGCAUUUUUAGACAAAAUCAAGUGUUGCAGAACUGAUCGAGUUCACCGACAACGGCCGCACACGUUUCCACAUUUUCUGGCGUCGUCCGGACGUGUGGGCGUCGACGAUCUACCAAUGGGCGGUCGAGAACGCGUUUCUGAACACUCCGCUCACACUUUACGAGAUCACGCACGGCGACGACACCGCCAACGAGUGUAAGCACGACACUCCGAAAUCCGAUUUGUGAAAAAGCUGGGCUCACGUCUGAUUCGAAUGAAAACUUGAAAAGUCAUGGAAAAUCAAAUCAGUCGAGACGGCGGCCUAGUUUUUUUUCAAGGCCGCGGAAGCUUUGUAUCGAUUUUCUCGUUUUCAGCCUUCCACAACUUGGAACGUGAAAUCUUGAUGAAAGCUCUGCACUGCCUCGAAGAUCAACGACGCGCCCAACUCAUGAAUAUCGGCGGCGAUAAUGAAGGCGUCAAAUUUCUCUGA
This is a messenger RNA of Caenorhabditis sp. 36 PRJEB53466, 1528 nucleotides long. Lineage: Eukaryota; Metazoa; Nematoda; Chromadorea; Rhabditida; Rhabditidae. The record is from the annotation of a GenBank genome assembly.